AUGACUACAUCUGUUGUAGUACCGGGAGCAGUAGAUGUGGCCCCCACAGUCUCGGAAUCUCGAGGAGAGGCCUCGGCCGCGUUGUAUCCCAUAGCGCUGCUUAUUGACGAGCUUCGUAGUGAGGAUGUCGAUCUUAGAGUCAACGCUAUGAAUCAGCUGGACCAUAUAGCGUGUGCAUUGGGGCCGGUUCGGACACGGGAAGAGCUGCUACCAUUCCUCACUGAAUUGGUAGUAGUAGAGGGCACAUGGGUUGUGUCCUUUGGGAAGGUACUUAAUGCUGAUUUCAUGCAGUGGCUAGGCGGGGCGCAGUACGGUCAGUGUUUGCUGAGACCGCUGGAGGAGCUCGCCAAUUCUGAUGAUGAGCCGAGACGCGAGGAGGCUGUGAAGAGCCUUAUAAGCAUCGCUAAG
Perkinsus marinus ATCC 50983 is the source of this 408-nucleotide messenger RNA. RefSeq lists its product as hypothetical. Gene Ontology annotation, molecular function: protein phosphatase regulator activity. The transcript is spliced from 3 exons. The record is from RefSeq and is a predicted model, not a curated record. Gene Ontology annotation, biological process: protein dephosphorylation. The annotation marks the transcript as partial. Gene Ontology annotation, cellular component: cytoplasm; protein phosphatase type 2A complex. Lineage: Eukaryota; Perkinsozoa; Perkinsida; Perkinsidae.